GCAUAUACGGUCACGUGCUGCCCUCUCGGCGGCACCGUGUCGCCCGUGUGUAUCGGCGCGAUAAACCUAACCUAACCUAACCUUGAUCAAACGCGUGUAUAUACACGAGCUUUUUUUCUGUCGGAUCACGGUUAUGCCGGCUCCGUUUCUAUCCGCGCACACACGUACGUGUCAAAGACGACGGAGAUAGGAUGGACGAGGCAGUCACCACGCCGCCUACAUUUAAGCGGAGUUUCUUCGAGCGGAUCUACUGCGUGGAGUUCUCGCCAUACGAGUGGUCGCAGCAUCUGAUGUGCAUCGCCCUCGCCAAGGAGAUUGUUGUCGCUACUGUCAGAUUUCAGGAUGAAGAUGAUGCUGUGGAGGACAUGGCAUAUAAUCCUAUCAGAACGUUUCACCACGAUGCCAGGCCCCACGCGAUCGCCUGGAGUCCGGAAACCUCCUUGAGCAUUGUCCCUAAGAUCCUCACGUUCUGUGUUGCUGGAUCGGAUUUCAAAAUAAGAUUGUACAAUAGCAAUUUAAACGACAUCAAUGUAUAUGAGAUUUUAGAAGGUCACAAAGAUUAUACGAACGCAAUCUCCUAUGAGCCAGAGGGUGAGCUGUUAGCGUCAGUCUCAGAUGAUCAUAUGUGUAAGCUAUGGGCGGUUAAAGAGAACCAAAAGUGUGUAUCUACAUUUUAUUUGACAUCACCCGGUAUCAGCGUAUGUUGGCACGGCGAAGAGUCUGGAAAGCUUUUGGUAGCAGAAAAGAAUGGUUUGAUACGCAUGUACAACGUCAGAAGCCAACAAGCAAUUAUGUCUCUCGAUUCUGGAGCUGUUCCCUUGACUGCAGCUGAUUGGGGACCCAAUCCUUUGAAAGUCGUAUCGAUGGCAGCUGGAGAAUUGCUGCUUUGGGAUGUAUCAAGGCCAAGUCGUCCGCUUGAUGAGCGGAUACUUCACGUGGAAGGUGGUAUAACAGUAAGAGUCUCACACGCGAAUGAAAAUCUUGUAUCAAGUAUCGGAUGGCCAGAUAACUUGUUGAAAGUUUUCAAUUUAAGAUCGAAAGUAGUGGCAUUGUGUGGAAAGGUGAAGUUAAUCGGCGGUAUGACAUGGCACUAUAAAUUACCCUAUGUUUGUGCUGGAAGUGACAGAGAUUUAUGUUUUUGGAGAGUAAAUAUAAAUUAGACUACAUUAAAACAAUCGAUUUUGUCCAUGGAGAAACUUGCUCUGAUUCCAAAACUUAGGAUGUUAUAUAGUGUUUAAAUAAUAACUUCUUUUAUUAUGUUUUAAUGUUUCUUCACAAGUGGAGAACCAGUUAAUAAUCAACUUGUCAAUAAUACAUUAAAAUAAAAUUUUGAUUCAGAAUAUUUAUC
This is a messenger RNA of Monomorium pharaonis (pharaoh ant), 1348 nucleotides long. It is a transcript of the gene Nup37, whose product is annotated as nucleoporin Nup37. The coding region runs from base 192 to 1160 and encodes 322 amino acids. Gene Ontology annotation, cellular component: nuclear pore outer ring. NCBI's taxonomy places the organism in Eukaryota, Metazoa, Arthropoda, Insecta, Hymenoptera, Formicidae. Gene Ontology annotation, molecular function: protein binding. The transcript has 5 exons. The record is from RefSeq and is a predicted model, not a curated record.